CAAAAAUCUUAAAAACUUAUUAGAAGCUUAUUGCUAAUCUUGCUGCAAUUUUAUGGACAAUGUAUAGGAUGCUCCCGGUUUGUUUGGUUACGGAUAGCUCCUGGAACCGGCGAAUGUUCCGGCCAUAUGGGCUGUAAAUCCUGACCGAAUUCCAGUGUUCCUCGUUGUCCGUUUUGUUUGCCUCCUUCUGUUCCCUUUUUCCUUUUUUUUGAUACUUUUUUCUUUUCUACACGCAGCUGCUGCGCGGAGAGGGAAGGGCACGGAGAUGCGAUUGAAGCCUGUCGUUACGGUCGGAAUUUCGGCGCAAUCUUUGGCGGCGUCGCCGCGUGAAGUUUCACACAACUACCCACUGAAUACAGUUCGAGCAUAUAUCCGAUUUAUCCAAAUUUUUGGUUAUAUUUCAUGGGUUCAAUAAUGAAAAGUCAAUGAAGCGUUUGCGCAGACAGCGAACGCGAACACAAAAGAAAAUGCACGAUGUUGCUGCCCCUGGCUGCAAACUUACACUUUUGCACGUUCGACGCGUUCUGGUUGGGUUUCCCCAGUUGCUAGCACUUGCGGGAUGGCAAUUAAGAGCCAGGGCUACACAGUCGCACCACAGCGUUUUGGCAUUAUUUUGCCCGCUAAAUCGUCAGGGCUGUACAAGUGGUCGCGUUCAGCGAGAACUAAUAAAGAGUGAUUUUUCACUAAGCGGUUAUGUUAUCGAUAAUUGUUGUACCUUGGUUACCUAUAUGAAUUGGAGAAAUUAA
This is a messenger RNA of Drosophila sechellia, 746 nucleotides long. RefSeq lists its product as uncharacterized. The record is from RefSeq and is a predicted model, not a curated record. The coding region runs from base 426 to 746 and encodes 106 amino acids. The transcript is spliced from 2 exons. Lineage: Eukaryota; Metazoa; Arthropoda; Insecta; Diptera; Drosophilidae.